AUGUCUGAUAAUACGACCCAUUUUUCCUUCUCGAAGCAAGAAGAAGAAGUUAAAGCUUUCUGGGAUGAAAUCGAUGCAUUCCACAGAUCAUUAGAAUUAACCGAAGAUAAACCUGAAUUCUCCUUCUUCGAUGGUCCUCCAUUCGCUACAGGUACUCCUCAUUAUGGACAUAUCUUAGCAUCCACUAUUAAAGAUAUCGUUCCAAGAUAUGCCACCAUGACAGGUCAUCACGUUGAAAGAAGAUUCGGUUGGGAUACUCAUGGUGUCCCAAUUGAACAUAUCAUUGACAAGAAAUUAGGUAUCAAGGGUAAAGAUGAUGUUUACAAAUAUGGUAUUGAUAACUAUAAUAAUGAAUGUAGAAAGAUUGUCAUGACGUAUGCUGCCGAUUGGAGAAAAACUAUCGGUAGAUUGGGUCGUUGGAUUGAUUUUGAUAAUGAUUACAAGACUAUGUACCCAUCCUUUAUGGAAUCUACUUGGUGGGCUUUCAAGGAACUUUUCGAAAAGGAUCAAGUUUAUCGUGGUUACAGAGUGAUGCCAUAUUCUACUGGUUUAACCACUCCAUUGAGUAAUUUCGAAGCUCAACAAAAUUAUAAAGAUGUUAAUGAUCCAGCCGUCACUAUUGGUUUCGAUGUUAUAGGUCAAGAAAAGACUCAAUUGGUUGCAUGGACUACUACACCAUGGACUUUACCAUCAAAUAUGGCUUUGUGUGUGAACCCAGAAUUCGAAUAUGUUAAGAUUUAUGAUGAAAAGAAAGAUCGUUACUACAUCUUGUUAGAAGCCUUAAUCAAGUCUUUAUACAAGAAACCAAAGGAUGAAAAAUAUAAAAUUGUUGAAAAGAUAAAAGGUAGCGAAUUAGUCGGCUUAAAGUAUAAACCAUUAUUCCCAUACUUUGCCGAAGAAUAUAAGGAAACUGCCUUCAGAGUCAUUUCUGAUGGUUAUGUUACAGCCGAUUCAGGUACUGGUAUUGUCCAUAAUGCUCCAGCCUUUGGUGAAGAGGAUUUCAACGUUUGUUUAGCUGCUGGAAUUAUUCAACCAGGUUCAACUUUCCCAAAUCCAUUAGAUGAUUUAGGUAAAUUUACUAGUGAAGUCACUGAUUUCGCUGGUGUUUACGUUAAGGAUGCUGAUAAAUUGAUCAUUAAACAUUUAACCAACACUGGUAACUUGCUUUAUGCCACACAAAUUCGCCAUUCUUACCCAUUCUGUUGGAGAUCUGAUACCCCAUUGUUGUACCGUACUGUUCCAGCUUGGUUCGUUAAAGUUAAGGACAUUGUUCCACAAAUGUUGGAAUCUGUUCAAAAAUCUCACUGGGUUCCAAAUGUUAUCAAGGAAAAAAGAUUUGCUAACUGGAUUGCUAACGCUCGUGAUUGGAAUGUUUCGAGAAAUAGAUAUUGGGGUACUCCAAUCCCAUUAUGGGUUUCUGAUGAUUUCAAGGAAGUUGUUUGUGUUGGUUCCAUUGCUGAAUUAGAAGAAUUAACAGGUGUAACAGGUAUUACUGACAUACAUCGUGAUAUCAUUGAUAAAUUAACUAUCCCAUCUAAACAAGGUAAAGGUGAAUUAAGAAGAAUUGAAGAAGUUUUCGAUUGUUGGUUUGAAUCUGGUUCUAUGCCAUACGCUUCUCAACAUUAUCCAUUUGAAAACACUGAAAAAUUUAAUGAAAGAGUUCCAGCAAAUUUCAUAUCUGAAGGUUUAGAUCAAACAAGAGGUUGGUUUUAUACUUUAAGUGUCUUAGGUACCCAUUUGUUCGGUAAAGUUCCUUAUAAGAAUGUUAUCGUUUCUGGUAUUGUCCUUGCCGCUGAUGGUAGAAAGAUGUCAAAAUCUUUGAAGAACUAUCCAGAUCCAAAUAUUGUUUUGGAAAAAUACGGUGCUGAUGCCUUAAGAUUAUACUUGAUCAAUUCUCCAGUUUUGAAAGCUGAAAGUUUGAAGUUUAAAGAAGAUGGUGUUAAAGAAGUUGUCUCUAAAGUAUUAUUACCAUGGUGGAACUCUUUCAAGUUUUUAGAUGGUCAAAUUGCCUUAUUGAAAAAGACCUCCGAUAUUGAUUUCAAAUACGAUCCAAACAUGAAGAGUGAUAACGUUAUGGAUAGAUGGAUCCUAGCCUCAUUGCAAUCUUUAGUUCAAUUUAUUCAUCAAGAAAUGGGUCUAUAUAAAUUAUACACUGUUGUUCCAAAAUUAUUGAAUUUUAUUGAUGAAUUAACAAAUUGGUAUAUUAGAUUCAAUCGUCGUCGUUUAAAGGGUGAAAAUGGUGUUGAAGAUUGUUUAAAGGCAUUAAACAGUUUAUUCGAAGCUUUAUUCACUUUCGUUCGUGCUAUGGCACCAUUUACUCCAUUCUUAUCUGAUAGUAUUUAUAUGAAAUUGAAGGCAUUUAUUCCAGCAGAUGUGUUAUCUCAAUUCAGUAAAGAUGACAGAUCUGUUCAUUUCUUGUCUUAUCCAGAAGUCAGAGAAGAAUUAUUCGAUGAAGCUAUUGAAAAGGCUGUUGCUAGAAUGCAAUCUGUCAUCGAACUAGGUAGAAAUAUUCGUGAAAAGAAGACAAUUUCUUUGAAGACUCCAUUAAAGACUUUAGUUAUUUUGCAUAGCGAUGAAGAAUAUUUGAAGGAUGUUGAAUCUUUAAAGAGCUAUAUUGCUGAAGAACUUAAUGUCCGUGAUAUCAUCAUUACCACUGACGAAGCUAAAUACAAUGUCGAAUAUAAAGCUGUUGCUGACUGGCCAGUUCUAGGUAAGAAGUUGAAAAAAGAUGCUAAGAAGGUUAAGGACGCCUUACCAUCUGUAAAAUCUGCUGAUGUUCAAAAAUACUUAGAAACUGGUGAAUUACAAGUUGCUGAUAUUCUAUUAGUUAAAGGUGAUUUGAAUGUUAUCAGAGGUUUACCAGAAUCUGCCGUUCAAAGUGGUCAAGAAACCAGAACUGAUCAAGAAGUUUUAAUUAUCUUAGAUACCAAUAUUUAUCCAGAAUUGAAGACUGAAGGUCUUGCAAGAGAGCUAGUCAACAGAAUUCAAAAAUUAAGAAAAAAGUGUGGUCUAAAUGCUACUGAUGACGUCUUAGUUGAAUAUGAACUAGUUAAAGACACCAUUGAUUUUGAAGACGUUGUUAAGCAACAUCUAGAUAUGGUCAGUAAGACUUGUAGAUCUGAUAUUACUAAGAGUAGUGGAAAGGAAGGUGCUAUUGCUGAUGAAGAGCAAUCCAUCAAUGACACUAUCUUUAAGUUGAAGAUCUUUAAAUUAUAA
Naumovozyma dairenensis CBS 421 is the source of this 3216-nucleotide messenger RNA. It is a transcript of the gene ILS1, whose product is annotated as isoleucine--tRNA ligase ILS1. The transcript has a single exon. The coding region runs from base 1 to 3216 and encodes 1071 amino acids. Gene Ontology annotation, molecular function: ATP binding; isoleucine-tRNA ligase activity; aminoacyl-tRNA deacylase activity. Gene Ontology annotation, biological process: isoleucyl-tRNA aminoacylation. Lineage: Eukaryota; Fungi; Ascomycota; Saccharomycetes; Saccharomycetales; Saccharomycetaceae. The record is from RefSeq and is a predicted model, not a curated record.